Messenger RNA from Knipowitschia caucasica, 633 nucleotides. Lineage: Eukaryota; Metazoa; Chordata; Actinopteri; Gobiiformes; Gobiidae. The record is from the annotation of a GenBank genome assembly.
AUGAGUCGUUCAUGGCGAGGCUCCGAGCACAACAAAGAAUAUCUGGCAGAACGGCUUUUGAGUCGAGCACCAAAGAUUUCCCAGAGGUCAAAGAAGGUGCGGAGGGUCCCAGGCUCCAGUGGACACCUGCACAAGACGGAAGACGGGGACUGGGAGUGGAGCGAUGACGAGCUGGACGAGCGCAGCGAGGAGGGCCAGGCCGCAGUCACCCAGGGGAGAUCACGAAGGCUCAGAGACGAAGCCAAAGAAAAUAAUGAGGAGAACGCAAACAAUGUCGCUCUGGAAGACUUGUCCCUGCAGCAUCCAGAGAUCGAGCCGUUCGACCGCAGCUGCGACAGUCAUGGGGCUCUCAACAUGGUGCUGAGGCUACGGAACUCCAAAAAGGAACUGAACGACAUCCGCUUUGAGUUCACCCCCGGCAGAGACACAGCGGAGGGCGUCUCCCAGGAGCUGGUGUCCGCCGGCCUGGUCAACGGCCAGGACCUUCUCGUAGUGGCCUCAAACCUCCAGAAGAUUGUGGAUCAUCCCACCACCUGCAGAGGGCUGACCUUCAAACUGGCCUCGGGCUGCGAUGACUCGGAGACCCCAGACGAGGUGAAGCUGAUCGGCUUUGCUCAGCUGAGUCGUAGCUGA